AUGAAAACACAAUCUAAUCAGAAAUUGGCUAUGGGAUUUAAGGAAAUGGCUAAUAUUAUCAGAGCAAAUAAUGAAGAAUUAAUGAUUACCAAUAGAAUUGCUACUCUAACAUUUCUGUCUGGUUGUACAAAAGAUAAUACCAAGAGGAAGAUAUAUCAAGAGGAAAUUGAUGAGUGUCACAAAAAGCUAAAACUACUUGAUUCACUUCAAGCAGAACCAUUAUCAGCCCUAAGAGGCUACCUCAACUCAAUCACUCCUGAUAUAAUCAUGCUCCAGGAAGUUAAAAGCGUCUACAUUGGUCCAGAUUUUCCCUCUAUAUAUUAUUCUUCAUUUACAUAUUAUCACAAUCCAAGAGAUUCCUGUGGUGUAUCUAUUUGCCUCAACAAAAGCACUUUCAAAGAUAUUGAAGAAAUCAUCUUAGAUCCGAUCAUUAAGAAUAACGCGCGAAUUAUUGGCGUGAAAUGUAAAAUCAAUUCAAUUAAUACUCUAGUAAUUUCUGCGUACUUUCCAAAUCAACCAGCUGACAGAUGUGAAUUCACAUAUAUUCUUGACAACCUAAUUGAAAAAUAUCCUAACUACAAAAUCAUUAUUGGAGGUGAUUACAAUGCGAUUUUAUCCGAGAAUCACUCCUCAAACGAAUCUAGAAGAACUGAUCAAAACAUACUAGAUCUUAUUAACAAGAGAAAUCUUAAUUACUAUCCUUUCCUCAUUUAUCAUGGCACCUUCAUUAUACUAUUAACAAACAAUCCAAGUCUAUAA
Molecule: messenger RNA, 759 nt
Organism: Naegleria fowleri
Lineage: Eukaryota; Heterolobosea; Eutetramitea; Acrasida; Naegleriidae
Exons: 2
Coding region: 1-759 (252 amino acids)
Source: RefSeq, a predicted model, not a curated record